AGAGAAAGCAAGAGUGCGAGAGGUGUAAGGGGUUGUGCGAGAGGGUGAGAGUGUGUCCUUUUAUCCAGCGGAAAGUCCCAGCUAUGGAGGCACGAGCAGGCCUGGAAGAACAGCAGACAGAUGGAAACAAAUACAGCAUGGUGGGGGUGGAGAGGGGUGAAAGGAAGGCGAUGGGGAGGGGAAAAGGGGCGGGGUUUAGCUUUGUGCUGUUCCUAUCAGGUAUAGGCAGGGGCAGGCUGUGGGAACAAGAGACGGAAGGAGAGAGAGAGAGAGAGAGAGAGAGAGAGAAGGCGAGAGGUAGACGGAGAUGCACACUCUGACUCGCACAGACGGUGGCACUGAAGUCAGUUGUAGCAGUGAAAUAAAACACAGCCCUGGACUGAAACCUGUGACCCUGAGACUGGAAGAACAGCACCGGUGCCAGGAGACAUGUCCGAAUCCAACGUUCAGUCCAAGAAGGCCGGCAUUCGGGCUGCUGUCAUCCUCAUUGGACUACUGCACAAGUCCAGGAGACACAAGGAAAGAGAGAGAGAGAGAGAGAGGGAGAGAGAGAGAGAGAAGGAGCGGAAACAAGAGCUGCUGACCAUCUCAAACGUUCCUCUGGGAGAAUGUCCACCAUCACCGCCACGCACUGCACCACCCACUAUGAAGUCUGCCGAGUUUUUCGACAUGCUGGAGAGGAUGCAGCUUCCUAAAUAUGAGGAAACUAAGAAGCACAAGGACGACUACAUCCCAUACCCCCGGAUCGAGGAUGUGCUGGAAAAGGGCGGACCGUACCCUCAAGUGAUCCUACCCCAGUUCGGAGGUUACUGGAUCGAGGACGCAGAGGCUCCUCUGGGCACUCCGACAUCCUCAGACAGUAGCUUCUGUGACGAAGAGGAGAACGAAGGCACAGGACUCGGAGGAGAAGGAGGAGGAGGAGGCCUUGGAUACAGACUGGAGAGCAACAGCACAGCGCGAGCGUACCGAAAACACUUUCUCGGAAGAGAGCACAUGAACUAUUAUUGCACAGGCAGUAGUUUGGGAAACCUCAUUAUGUCUUUAAAGCAUGAGGAGGAUGAAGGUCAGGAAUUCCUUCGUAUUAUGCUCAGGUCAAAGACAAAGACACUUCAUGACAAGAUUCCACUGGAGGGACUGCACCAGCUGCCCAGUGUUCCUCAGAUUGCCAAGCUGCUUUGUGAUGACGUCACAGGUCUGAAGUUUAAUCCUGUCCUUUACCCGAGGGCGUCUCAGCUGAUAGUCGGCUUCGACGAGCACGAAGUCAAUAACACCUUCAAGUUCGGGGUCAUAUAUCAGAAGUUUGGGCAGACGUCUGAAGAAGAGUUAUUUGGGAAUAACGAAGAGACGCCGGCAUUUGCCGAAUUUCUCAGUGUGUUGGGAGACAACAUAGAGCUGCAGGAUUUUAAAGGGUUCCGUGGUGGUCUGGACGUGUCUCAUGGACAAACAGGAACUCAGUCGGUCUACACUGUUUUCCGAAACCGAGAAAUCAUGUUCCACGUCUCGACGAAACUUCCCUUCACAGAGGGAGACGUACAGCAGCUGCAGAGGAAGAGACACAUCGGGAACGACAUCGUUGCUGCGGUUUUCCAGGAAGAACCCACUCCGUUUGUACCUGACAUGAUCGCGUCUAACUUCCUCCAUGCCUAUGUGUUAGUGCAGGCUGAAAACCCCUGUACUGAUCACACCACCUACAAGGUUUCUGUCACGGCUCGAGAAGACGUCCCGCCGUUCGGCCCACCUCUACCAAAUCGUGCCGUUUUUAAAAAGGGUCCCGAGUUCCGUGAAUUUCUGCUCACAAAACUGAUCAAUGCUGAGAACGCUUGCUACAAGUCUGACAAGUUUGCCAAGCUGGAGGGAAGGACGCGAGCGGCGCUCCUGGAUAAUCUGCAUGAUGAGCUGCACAGACAGACCCAGGCCACGAUGGGGGUGGGUUCAGUCACAGGGGAGGACAAACUGGAGAACGGAGGCCAUGGAGGUCUGCUGGAGUCCUUCAAGAGGGCCAUGCGGGUGAGGAGUCACUCCAUGGAGACGAUGGUGGGUUCUCACAAACACAAAGCUGCAGGAGGAGGUGUACCAUCCAGUAUGAGUGGAGGAGGGCUACCGCAGUGCAGUGCUGAGUGCACAAAGAGUACCUUUACGCCUCCAGUGCUGUCGGCCAAGUCUCCUAUGAAAAGUCCAGUAAAACGACGUUCAGGCCUGUUUCCCAGGCUACACUCAAGCACAGAGAGCCCUACCGAGAGACAUCCACCCCGCAGUGAUCACAAAACAGCAGAUGUAUUUCCACACUCGCAGGAAGUACGGUCGGAGACGUCGUCUAAUCCAAGCUCACCAGAAAUCUGCCCAAACAAGGAAAGGCCAUUUGUGAAGCUGAAGGAGUGCAGCAGCCGAAGCAACAUCUCCCGCUCGUCCUCCAGCACCAGCAGCUUUAGCAGCACAGCUGGAGAGGGAGAUGGUCUGGAGGAGCUUGACAUGACGGGAAAAGUAAAAUUUCACCUAAGUCAAACCUGAAGUUUCGUUUUGACAAGCUGAGUCACAUGACUACAGGGCAUUGAGAGAGACAGGAGCGACUACAGGGAAUGAGCAGGCAGUGUAGCUUAACUGGAGCCAAGAGACUUUCUGUCAAAGCGAGAAGGGACCAUCUGCUGUACGCAACGCAACCACCUUCAUCACUGCUCUCCAACACACACCUUUAUAAACUGCACACAAACAUACACACACACACACACACACACACAGAAAUUCACACACACAGAGCGGACGACGCCAAGAUGCCAAAGCAAGUCUUAACAGAAGAGAAGGCCACAAAUGAGACUGUUUCAAACCUGUGAAAGGUUCAUUUUGUGGUCAAAGUUGCUUCACAUCACACAGGUAGCAGAUAAUGUGCAAAAAAAAAAAAAAUUUGCAUAAUAACAAAACAAAUCAGUGCCACCAUUUAUUUAUUUAUUUUUUUUGGAUACAUCAAUAUUUGAGAAGAGGCAUGUGGUACAUGUGUUGUGUUCGUUGUGGUGAAAGUGGCUUCAAAUGAUUAUUAUUUUUUUUAGUUUUAACUAUGUUAAUUGCGAUGACUUCUAUGUAAUACGUAAUGAUGAAAGACAACAGACACAACAAUACAGCAAAGUUACAGCUGAGUCUAGUGCAAGCCAUAAUGCAAAUACAGCUAAAAAAAAAAAAUGAUUUAAGCAACGUCUGUGGUGUACAGACACUACUUACUGGCCAAGUAUGAGAGUCUCUAUGUGUGGUGGCCUGGGAAAACCAUGAAAAUUCACAUGAUUGAAAUUUUUGACAUUUUACUAUAUAUAGUUGUGAAAACUACAGCCUUUCCUGAAAUAUGUUUCCAUCGCGUGUACGUUUCUAGCAUUUUAAAAUGUGGUUCACCGCCAACAUGAAAACAUUUGAAAGAUUCUGGCCUCGCAAACAUUUUAACAGCCCGAUAUCUGAUCACAAAACGAAUUUAUUAUGCUCAUGUCCUUUUGAGAUGGCACCUAGCUAGCCAAAAGCCUGAUCAAAGAGUGGCAUUCCCUUGGCUAGCAAGAUGUCUUUAGGCACAUUUACUGUUGUUACUGGUUUCUUACCAAAAAUGAUCUUUGCAGGAAUUUAAAAAGUGAAUAAAAUGGUUGUUUUGGUGAAAUAUAUGUAUAGUUUCUUGAAGUAGUGGAGCCCGAGUAUGCAAUUGGCAGAACAUUCACAAGACAAGACAGUUAUAAAACAUAGAUAUUUUUCUACAGUCUUUUCUGGGCUGUUUUCCAAACGUGCGAUAAGUUCUCCCCGACCACCACAGAUACUUUUUUUUUCAACGUGCUACUUUAUUGACUUUCAACUUGAAUGUCUUAUAGCUUAUGCAUUAGUAACUUUACAGUUCCUGUCUGUGACCAAGCCAACGUUAUUAGUCAAUGACUAAUACUUUGUAAUAGAUAUACACACAUAAGACACUGUGAAAUGUUAUUUAAAUGUUCAGAACCAGUGCUUUGUCCAUAUGUUUAUACAGAUUUCAAUAUACUCCUGAACAUUAGCCAUAUUACUGAUUCAGACCUAUCCAGUGCAAACUUAAUCUAACAAUAUACAUAAAAUAUUAUCCUUGGGUCAUUUUUUUUAACUAACAAAAUAUGAGUAGCCAAAAACACUAGGGCAGUUUUGUUUGUUUGUUGUUGUUGUUUUUAAGCAUAAUUUGCCGAUAUAACACUAAUGGAUUGCUAAUUUGGUUGGUUGAAAGGCAAUUUUCUCCCAGUUGUUAGGUACAUAAAUGAAGACCGCCUCACUGAUUUAGGUGAAAUUGCUUAACAGGGGUUGUAGCAUUCAAAAGUUGCCAGUGCAAUAACAUGUCCAAAUGAUAUUCCCUCAAAACUUAAGCUAAAUGUCCUGUCCCAUUAGAUACAAGCCAUCUUUGUGGACGUACGCGAUUAAUUUUACCUCAGUUCAAUAUACCUAGCUUACUUCACCCAACUACAACCUAAAUACAACUGAAUACAAUUCAAAUAUCUAACAAAACUUCAAAUUUAAAUAGCAGAAUCACCAAUACGUUAGUUCUGUAGCUCUAAUCAUGUAUUUUAUUUUUUAUUUUUUUUCAAAUAAACAACCAUAAGUGUGAAAGAAGAUGCAAGAAAAGACAUUUCUUGUAAAAUGUCAACCAGGUGGCUAUUUUUCUACCACUAAAAUAUCAAUAUCAAGUCUAUACGUUAUAUUGUAAACUUACGUCAUUCUGAAGAUAAAGUAAGCACACGAUUCUUAAAGGAAUUCCUAUUUUGUUAGCUAGCUAACCUUAGCUAGGUUAGCAAACUGGUACUAUUGGUUAGUUAGAUAAAAACAGCUAUACUAGCCUAUGUUAGCUAGCUAAUUGAUAUCCUUGCUGAAAAUUCCAGCUGGUCUGUCCAAUCUGGAUUUUUCAGCAGGGAUUAACCGCUAACAGAGAUUUUUUUAAAGGGAGAAAAAAGGAGCUAAUAUGAUCGUUCUAGUUCCGAGAUACAGCUGUUUAGUUAGCUAAUGGUAGCUACCAGUGGGAGUGUAUCCAUGUUCUCAUGGUCCUAUGUUCCCCAGAGUUACUAGUGAACACAUGGUGAUGUAAAGCUGGAGUUAGGCUUCAGCAUAAGCGAGUGAGCUGUUCAUACUUAACAUUUAGUUCAUUUUAUGACCGUUUACUGUGUUUUAUAGGUGACAGUAUGGCAUUUCUUCAGUUUAGUGUAAACAUUUCACUAUUGUUCAUGUAUGGAUAAAGUUGAGUGUAACGUGCUACAAAGUAACAAAGUUACAAAGUUUUCCUGAUAACGUAGUAGUGUAACGCAUGACAUUUUAAAUGUACGUCAUUUGAUGACAGUUACUGAUGUCAAUACGAUUACGUUAUUUGCGUUACAAAUUUAUUGCUAAGAAAACAAUAUUAAGUAAAAAAUUAUUUAAAAUCACGUUUUGCCCCGAAUAAUUUUCCACUUGGAGCGGUUUGUCACUACGUAACCGAACGUCAGUAAAAGAGAACCGAUCAGACAGGUUUUACAGGAAAAUACGUGGAAACACUCGUGUCUUAUUGUCUCACGGCUCUCAAUUCUGCCAAACGCUAUCUCGCACAGUCGGUGUGAGGGAAAAUGGAUAUACGGCGAUUAAAAAAAAAAAAAUUUAAACCAGUAAAUGUGUUGAAACUGAAACAGUAAGAUCCUCUGACGCUGAGCAGGAAAACAAGGUGUAUAAAUGUCUACACGAGUUCCAGUUCACGUGAACAUGAUAUGAGCAGAGCAUCAGGAAAGAUACCGUACUUCACAACCCAUGCAGUGAUAGCUUAGCUGUGCCUCCCCUUGGCUAGCGACACCAAACUAGCCUAGUUAGAAAAAAUUUAUAUUUUAUCGGUCUGGUCGUCUUAUAAACAACGAUAACACCCGAGGCUUUACGUUUUAUGAUAAAUCCGACUUUUUCCGAUCGUGUCAUACAUCGAUGCGCGCUAAAAUGACUGAAAGAACUACGAGUUUCACUUUGUAGUGUAUUUUUGUCGGUUUGAUAGGUUUGUAUGUCUUUGGUGUUUAUUCAUAAAUUGAAUAGGGCCCUAGAAAAAUGAGUCCUGAGUACGUAAAACCUUUCGGAAAACUUUACUUGAUGUGUGUUAACAGAAUAUUGAACUGGGGAACAUAGGAUCCUGGAAACAUAGGAAUGACCCCUUACCUACCAGUAGAUAAAUUAGCUAACUGGCAAGGAAUUCGCUACACUAGUCAGAAGUUAAUGUUGGUUAACUCUAGCUAAAUUAUCUAGCAGUUAAUGUUAGUUAGCUAGCUAAUAUUAGGUAACAUUAGCUAAAGUAACUAGGUGGUAUUGUUAGCUGACCAGUUAAUGUUAGUUCACAAUAGCUAAAUUACCUAAUAUUUAAAAUGAUGCUCAUGUUUUUGCUAGCUAACCAACAUUAAGAGCUAACUGAGAUUUUUAAACUAAUAAAACAAGCGGAUACAAUUUCAAUAUAGCAGCAGAACGUCUAACCAUGUCUUUUCAUAAUAAUGCUAAGAUCCAAUUAGCUAAUCGCUACACUAGUUGGGGUUAAUGCUAGUCAUCCAACAAUGACUAAAUUAGCUAAUAUUUAAUGUUAGUAUGCCAUGCUAGCUAGCUAUCAUCAUAAACCUUUAACAGAGAGUGUGUAAGAGUGAGGGAGGACUGUGUAUGUGUUUUUCAGAGCUCAAGCCUAAUAUCCUGCUCGGAAAAUACCAAGAAAAUAUCCCACCUCGAUAUUAUGCCUUAUUUUUUUUUUUUCCUCUAGACUCUCAUAAAGAAAGAAAAAUCUUAUUUUAUUCAGAUUUAUCUUCCCUCGACUUGAAUUGUACAUAUGCCAAAAAAUAAUAGCUCCAGCACUCCUGUACUUUGUUUAUGUUUAUGUUUAAAAAAAAAAAAAAAAAAGAAAAGAAAAGAAAAGAAAAAAAAAGUGACUUGUGAAUGUGUGGUUUGAUUUUCAUUUCUAUAACGAGCAAGCAAAAAAGCACUUUCUGACGUGUGAGAAACUGAAACGUUUAUCAGACGGUAGGUUGUGAGUGAGUAAAUCGGUGUACGGUGUACGCUUUACCUGCAGUGAGAGCUUAAAGCACAUGGCGUAUACCUGUCCAGAGCGGAGUGUGUACCGGAAAGUUUGGGCAGAGAGUGUGUGUGGAGUAGCGCUGCUACUGCUCAGGAGUUUUAGUUUGAUACCGACAUAAUUUAUUGCUUUUAAACCUUGUUUCAAUGUCUGUAAAACAUAAUUGCAGAGUAAACUGAGACGUAAAUAACUGCAGAUUAUUUAAAGAUUAUUCCUGUAUAUGUAUAUUUGGUUAUGUACUGUGCCAUUGAGAAUUUAUUAUGAAAUAAAAUGUUGUAUUUUGUGUCAAA
Molecule: messenger RNA, 7320 nt
Organism: Ictalurus furcatus (blue catfish)
Lineage: Eukaryota; Metazoa; Chordata; Actinopteri; Siluriformes; Ictaluridae
Gene: rap1gap2a
Product: RAP1 GTPase activating protein 2a
Exons: 23
Coding region: 430-2508 (692 amino acids)
Biological process (GO): regulation of small GTPase mediated signal transduction; activation of GTPase activity
Cellular component (GO): cytoplasm; plasma membrane
Molecular function (GO): GTPase activator activity
Source: RefSeq, a predicted model, not a curated record